GAUGGACAAAUUUUCCUACAGCAGAAAAAUGGAGAGCAGCAGAGAACGAACAGUUUGAAGCCGUCAGAAGUGAACUCCCUGUGCAGAGCCAUCUUCACGCCUGCUGCGUCUCCAUGACUGCGGCACAGACCAGCUGACCCCAUGGCCCAGAUCUCCAGCGGCAACGGCCACCUUCCGGGCUCGCCCGGCGUGAUGCGGCCCCGGGGGGUUGUGGGUAAGGAGGAGGCCCUGCGUAUGGAAGAGGAGGCCCUGGCCAAGCUGCAGCGCGACAAACGCCACCCGCUCCCCACCUCUGCGUCCUCCUCCUCGUCCCUGUCGUCCCUGUCCUCCAGCAGACCCUCCGCGAAGCCGGACGGCGCCGCGGGUCCCGCGGCCGUGGCGUCGGGUCGUCCGGAGAAGGACCUCAUCGUGUUCCCGGAGGCGGAGGCGAAGAAGCGCGGAGGCGAGAAGGACGCGCUCAAGAACAUCGACGUGAACAAGCUGACCAACGCGGAGCUGGAGAAGAUCCUGCUGGACACCACGUUCGACACCAACAUGAACAGCAAGGUGACGCGGCCCUCCUCGCUGCUCAACUGCAACCUGAGCGCCUCCUACCCCGGCGGGCACGCCUACAGCCCCGUGCCCUUCCAGCAGCACGUCGCCAGCUCCCCCUGGAGCUCCUCCGUCUCCAUCUCCUCCAUCUCCUCCACCUCGGCCCUCUCCACCCCCACGCACCCCCAGGCGGCCGUGUUCCCCUCCGCGCCCUUCCCCAAGCCCGCCUGCCCCUUCCAAAACGGCUUCACGCCGCCCAUGCCCGCCUACCUCCCCAUGCCCGGCUUCCAGCAGACGCCCUUCAUGCCCUUCACGGCCAUCCAGGCGCCCGUGGUCUUCCAGCCGCCCACCGUCUCCCCGGAGAUGGCCAAGCUCUUCGACAAGAUCACCAGCACCUCGGAGUACCUGAAGAACGAGCGCUCCUCCAGCAUGGAGAUGGACUCGGCCCCGCCCAAAUCCCUGGAGCCCGCGCCCCCUCCGGCGCCCGUGGACCCCCCCAGCAUCAGCCGCUUUGAGUGGCUGGACCUGGACCCUCUGACCAUGCGCAAGGCGGAGCAGGAGGAGGUGGCGGGGGCAGUGGCCCCCCCAGGCUCCUUGUGCCCCCCCAGGCCCGGGAGUGGUGGGGAGGGCAGCGCAGCUAGGGACCCCUGGGACGCCGUGCUGCUGGAUGAGCCAGAAGCUGGGGCCGCCAGCAGCAGUAGCAGCACACCUGACCAGGUGAAGGCCUCCACUGUUCGCCGGGCCUCGACGGGAACGGCCGUCACCAGAAGCCACUCCCUCAACAUCCCAGCGACCUCAUCCAAUCACCAUAACAACCAGCUCAAUAAGGGAAGUGCAAAAGUGCUCACCAAGUACCCCACCCUUCUGGACAAGGAGGCCCAGAACCUGGAAGUUGUAGCCUUCUGUGAAGACAUUGCAAUACUGAGGUCAACGUUCGUGCACAGUGACCUCUCGACAAACCCUGGCUACGUUCUGAGCCCGGUGAUUCCACAGAGGGACGCAGGCGGAGACAACAACAGCAGCGUGAAGGUCUCCAUAGAGAUCUCCGACUCCCAGCAGCCUGUCACUUUCACCUGUGAUGUGAGCUCUCCGGUGGAGCUGCUGAUCAUGCAGGCCCUGUGCUGGGUCCACGACGACCUCAACCAGGUGGACAUCAGCAGUUACGUGCUCAAGGUCUGCGGUCAGGAAGAGGUUCUGCAGAACAAGCACAGCCUGGGCAGCCAUGAGUACGUGCAGAACUGCAGGAAGUGGGAAGCCGAGAUUAAACUCCAGCUGCUGGCUCAGAUCACCAUGAGCCGAGACCUGGCCCGCACGGCAGAGGAUGACACAUCCUCCAUUGACCUGGAGAAGUAUAUGGGAAGCGUGGACCGGCCAUUCAAAGAGACCAUUACUCGACAGGGCCUGGCAGACUACCUGGAGGGCUACCACAAUCAAGUCAACAUCUUCCUUCAGAAUGAGAACACGCAGUACAAGGCGGUGGAGAGGGUGGUGCAGUCCGUGAAGAACCUGUGCUGCUCUCUGGACGAGGUGGAGACGCCGGCCAUCACCGAGGCGGUGAAGCGGCUCAAGCGGGCCGUGAACAUGCCCCGCACGCGCUCACCUGAGAAUGGCUCUAAAUCCUCUGGUGGCUCGGGCGAUGGCAAACGUGGUCCUGUGGAGGAGUGCACGGACGCCCUCUCGGACGCCCUCUACCAGCUGGUCAAGCUCUACCUGCGCUACUUCUGCCCCCCCUCAUUGACCCCCAGCGCGGACGCCCACAACGGCCGGCGGGACAGCCGCGAGGCCUCGGGCACCACCGAGCACCUCAAGUUCACCGUGUUCGCAGUUCACGGCGUCCCGGCCCCCUGGGUCAGCAGCUAUGAAAAAUACUACCUGAUGUGUGCCCUGACUCACAACACCAGGAAUCUCUUCAAGCCCGUGCAGUCCAAGAAAGUGGGGACCUACAAGAGCUUCUUCUACCACAUCAAGUGGGAUGAGCUGAUCAACUUCCCCAUGGCGGUGGCGCUGCUGCCCCUGGAGGCCGUGCUGAGCCUGAGCCUGUACGGAGUGCCCAGCCAGAGCUCCAGCGGCUCGCCUGACUCCAACAAGCAGCGCAAGGCCGCAGAGCUGCUCGGGAAGGUCUCCAUGCCACUGUUCGACUUCCAGAGGGUUCUGGCCCAUGGAACCAUGCUGCUGAACCUGUGUUCGUCCUCAGAGGAGUGUCUGUCAGGACCCGCGGGCCGUAGGAGGAACCUGGCUGAGAGGAUCAUCCUGCAGGUGGAUUUCCCCACUCCCGCAGUGGAUGUCCUGUAUGUGGGUCCUCAGGAGGCCGGCGGUGGCAAACCCUCCCAGCCACUAGAGGCGCUGGACUCGGACCUCCGCAGGAAGGUGGAGAAGCUCUGCUCCCGCGCAUCCACCUUUGGGUUGACGCGUGCGGAUCGGCAGAUUCUGUGGGACCAGCGGCACCACUGCCAGGACCUGGAGGGCUCUCUGCCCAAAGUGCUGGCUAGCGCCCCCAGCUGGGACUGGGGCAGCAUGGCGGAGAUCCACACCCUGCUGCACCACUGGCCCCCACUCAGCCCCGUAUCUGCACUGGAGCUGCUGGAUUCAAAGUUUGCUGAUACAGAAGUGCGCUCUGUGGCUGUGAGCUGGAUCGAGAGCAGCAGUGACGACGAGCUUGCGGACUAUCUGCCUCAGCUUGUGCAGGCUCUGAAGUUUGAGAGUCACCUGAAGAAUGCUCUGGUGAUGUUCCUGCUGUCUCGAGCUCAAGGGAACGUCAACAUUGCACACUAUCUUUAUUGGCUGCUAAGGGAUGCUGUCCAGGACCCAGCGUUCGGGCCGCGCUACGACCAGGUUCUGGGCGCGCUGCUGUGUCUGUGCGGUACCGGCCUGCGCUCGGAGCUGGACAAACAGACCCGGCUGGUCCGGCUGCUGGGCGAUCUGGCGGAGAAGGUCCGGCAAGGCAGCAGCUCCACCAGACAGGCCGUGCUGCAGGAGGGCCUGGAGAGGGUUCAGUCCUUCUUCCAGAGGCACAACUGCAGACUGCCGUUAAGCCCCAGCCUCGUGGCCAAGGAGCUCAACGUGAAGGCCUGCUCUUUCUUCAACUCCAAUGCUGUACCCCUGAAGGUCGCCCUGGUCAACGCCGACCCCCUUGGGGAGGAGCUUAACGUCAUGUUUAAGGUCGGUGAGGACUUGCGUCAGGACAUGCUGGCGCUGCAGAUGAUCCGCAUCAUGGACCGCAUCUGGCUGCAGGAGGGGCUGGACCUGCGCAUCGUCAACUUCAAGUGCAUCUCCACGGGCAAAGACAAAGGUAUGGUGGAGCUGGUCCCCUCCUCGGACACGCUGAGGAAGAUUCAGGUAGAGUACGGCGUGACCGGCUCCUUCAAGGACAAGCCCAUAGCAGAGUGGCUACGCAAGUACAACCCAGCGGAGGACGAGUACGAGAAGGCCUCAGAGAACUUCAUCUACUCGUGUGCGGGCUGCUGUGUGGCCACCUACCUGCUGGGCAUCUGCGAUCGCCAUAACGACAACAUCAUGCUGCGGACCACAGGCCACAUGUUCCACAUCGACUUUGGCAAGUUCCUGGGCCACGCACAGAUGAUCGGAAGCUUCAAAAGGGACCGCGCCCCGUUCGUGCUGACCUCUGACAUGGCCUACGUGAUCAACGGAGGGGAGAGGCCCACCAGCCGCUUCCAGCUGUUUGUGGACCUGUGCUGCCAGGCCUACAACCUGAUCCGCAAGCACUCCGGCCUCUUCCUCAACCUGCUCUCCCUGAUGAUGCAGUCUGGCCUGCCAGAGCUGACCGGGAACCAGGACCUGAAGUACGUGUAUGAUGCCCUGCAGCCGCAGACCACUGAGGCAGAGGCCACCAUCUUCUUCACCAGGUUGAUUGAGUCGAGUCUGGGGAGUGUGGCCACCAAGUUCAACUUCUUCAUCCAUAACCUGGCCCAGCUGCGCUUCUCUGGGCUGCCCUCCAACGACGAGCCCAUCCUGUCCUUCUCCCCGCGCAUCUACACGCUCAAGCAGGACGGCCGCAUCAGGGACGCCUCCAUCUUCUCCUUCCAGAAGAGAUACAACCCCGACAAGCACUACACGUACGUGGUGCGACUCCUCAGGGAGGGCCAGAGUGAACCUCAGUUUAUCUUCCGCACUUUCGACGAGUUCCAGGAGCUGCACAACAAGCUGACCAUCCUCUUCCCUCUGUGGAAGCUCCCAGGGUUUCCCAAUAAGAUGGUUCUGGGGCGCACACACAUCAAGGACGUGGCUGCCAAGAGGAAACGGGAGCUCAACAGCUACGUGCACAACCUGAUGCGGAGCUCCACCGAGGUCACACAGUGUGAUCUGGUCUACACAUUCUUCCACCCUAUUGCAAGGGACGACAGAACUGAGGGCUUGGGGUCUGUGCCCAAAGCACCAGAGCCACCUCCUCUGAGCCCCGUGUCAGGCCGUGUGGAGGGAGAGGUGAAACUCUCCGUGUCCUACAGAAACAGCACUCUCUUCAUCAUGGUCAUGCACAUUAAAGACCUGAUGUCAGAUGAGGGGGCAGACCCCAACCCCUAUGUGAAGACCUACUUGCUCCCAGACCCUCACAAAACCUCCAAGCGCAAAACCAAGAUUGCCAGGAAAACCAGGAAUCCCACGUUCAAUGAGAUGCUUGUGUACAGUAACCUCAGUAAAGAGACGCUGAGUCAGCGGGAGCUCCAACUGAGCGUGCUCAGUGGGGAGUCUCUGCGUGAGAACUGCUACCUGGGCGGAGUCACCCUCAGCCUCAAGGACUUUGACCUGAGCAAGGAGACUGUCAAGUGGUACAAGCUCACGGAGGUACCCUACUUCUGAACCAGUCGCAACGCAGCUGCAUAACAGCUAACCAGCCAACCAGCGGACAAUGGCAUUGGGGACUCAACAGCGCCCUCUAAGGGUCAAAUCAUCUCUCUCUCUCUCUCUCUGUCUCUCUCUGUCUCUCUCUCUCUCUCUCUCUCUCUCUCUCUCUCUCUCUCUCUCUCUCUCUCUCUCUCUCUCUCUCUCUCUCUCUCUCUCUCUCUCUCUCCCUUGCUCUCCUACUCGCAGACACUAAUCAUGAUUACCUCCUAGCAGGAGCACAGAGUUUUUUUUUUUUUUUUUUUUUUUUUAAAUCCCUCUAGUUUCUUACUACAGAGAAGAUGUAAUGUUUUGUACAUUUUUGACAUUAGAGGACCAAAAUGGAUGAGUACUUAUUAAAGAGUAUAUAUAUAUAUAAAUACAAAUAUAUAUUAAAAGAGCUGGGCGGGUGUGGGUAGUGAUUUUUACACUAUACUUUUUUACAUACACAUAUAGGAAACAUUAUCUUUUUCAGAGCUGACAAGAUUUCCUCUUUUUUCCCCUCCCCAUGAGGUCCUGACGUUGUGCCAAAAAGAACCGUAUCCAUUUCAUACCACUUGUCAAGGGGAACCAUCAUGGGUGCCUUGUUCCUCUUGUUAUAGUUCCCUCUCUCCUGUAGUUCUCAUCUGCUCUUUUUUUGCGCUAUAGGUUCUCAUUUGCUUUUCACAGUUCUCAUGAUUUAAAAAAAUGCUGUCGCCUUCCUCCAGUGAGAUGAGUGUUGACUCUUGAAGGGUCUUUUUUUUUAAAUGUCUUUCUUUCUCUCGUCUGUCUGUGACCUCGCUUUCUUCCUGCCCACCUUUCAGUCGUUUGUGAUGAGGAACACCUUCACUGUUAUUUUUAUGAACAUAAGGGAAUGCCACAUGUGGCUAUAAAUCGGAUGCCUGUUCUUUUGCAUGUAAAUCUGGGAUGAUGAGUUUAAGUGUGAAUGCUUUUUUAAAGCGGACAGAUUUUUUCAUCUUGCACAUCCCGAGUAGAAACAUAAUCAUGUUCUUUUAAUGACUGUAAAAAAAACCACCAUGCUGAGUUGAUGUUAACAUGGCCAGUUAUUUAUUCCUAAUUGGAUAUCUUUAUGUGGAAUGAAAAAGUGUGUUCUGUAAUCCUUUUUCCUAAAGCAAAUUAAACAUUUUUGAACAAAA
This is a messenger RNA of Sardina pilchardus (European sardine), 6503 nucleotides long. It is a transcript of the gene pik3c2a, whose product is annotated as phosphatidylinositol-4-phosphate 3-kinase, catalytic subunit type 2 alpha. The record is from RefSeq and is a predicted model, not a curated record. Gene Ontology annotation, molecular function: 1-phosphatidylinositol-3-kinase activity; 1-phosphatidylinositol-4-phosphate 3-kinase activity; phosphatidylinositol binding. The transcript is spliced from 33 exons. Gene Ontology annotation, biological process: cell migration; phosphatidylinositol 3-kinase/protein kinase B signal transduction; phosphatidylinositol-mediated signaling. Bases 142 to 5346 code for a protein of 1734 amino acids. Gene Ontology annotation, cellular component: phosphatidylinositol 3-kinase complex; cytoplasm; plasma membrane. NCBI's taxonomy places the organism in Eukaryota, Metazoa, Chordata, Actinopteri, Clupeiformes, Clupeidae.